AUAUGUGAGAUUAAACAGUGGUGGAUAUAAAUGGGUUGAAAAAGACUGUAGGUAGUAAAAUCAUUCAGUUUUAGCUGUAUUGGGAAUAGACAGGGAAAGGUGGUAUUUGAGAGGGAUCGGAGGAGUGCGGUUUACGUCUUGUAAGUGUUCAUCGAAUGAAUGGUAGGGUCCAACCACCGAAUCGUUUGAGCGAUCAGUUGCAUAUUGGCAAAUCAAGCGAGCGCUUCGCUUCAUUUUAACCAUCGAUUAAUUUGAAUUAAAAACAAUAUUUCUUUGUAUAGUGAAUGAGAAAUUUAAUAUACUUGUGUAGGUUUUGAUAUUUAAUGCAAAAGUGGGCUGUAUAUUUUUGCAAAAGGCUGCUGAUAGAGUUGUGAAUAAACGGAUUAUAUUUGCAUUUUCCAAUCUUUUGUUUGUUUGGAUUUUACUGCCGAAAAAGAUAAACUAGGAUAUAAACUAGCAAAUCUAUCGCGGUGUUUACGUUUUUCGACUCCUUUUUAACGGAAGUUUUCUAAAAUAUAAAUAGUUGUGACCCAAGCCUACUGGAAGCUAAAAAAAGGACACUGUGGCUGAAAAUACUGCCGGAUGUUUUUUACAAUAUAAACAAUGAAAAUAAUUUAUCCAACCUAAACAUAAAUUUAUGCGGAAUUCUUGAACACAGAACAUGACAUUUUAUGUCCUGGAGGACGAAACCCAGCGAGUCUGUUGAGAUGUGAUAAUCGAUUAAGUACUGAGACAAAAAUCAAACACAGUUGUUGGAUUAAUUCGUUUAGAAGUUAAUUUUAAAGACGGAAUGGAUUUUAGAGAGAAAAUGGCACUGAACGGAUUAACUGUGAUCCUUUUUGGACUUUUACUUGGGGUGAGCGGGAUGAGGAUUACGCUCGAUGAUGGUUCACAGGAACACUGCAAGAAGUACAAGAUGUGUAAAACGGGGAAGGUGUGCGCCGUGCAACAUUUUGAUUGGCCGAAAAACAUCACAAUUCCCGUCUGCAUCCCACUCUCAUUCGUACCCGCUGAGUAUACAAAAGUGCGGAACAUGUACUGCCAACUUCCGCCGGACACGGGACGCUGUCAUGCGCGAUACAUUCGUUGGUAUUUCAACAUCAACUCUCAAGAUUGCACUCACUUUCAAUAUGGCGGCUGUGAAGGGAACCAGAAUAAUUUCAAGAGUAAAGCAGACUGUGAGCAAACGUGUAUGGCCACGCCCACAAUUCGACUUUACGACGGCACCCAAUCCGCUCUGGUUCAGCCGUCAAUCAUAUCUCAACCCGUUUACCAGCCACCGGUUGAUACUAAAUUUAGCUACGAGGCACUUAAUUCGGUCCAAGAAGGACCACAACCAGCUCACACGUUUGACCGAUAUAACGUCGCGCGUCACCGGUUAAACCGGGUUAGAGCGGACGAAGCUGCAACAAGGACAAGACGACGUCUUGACAAGGAGAAGGAAAAGGAACGGAAACGUAAGGAGCGUGAACGUAAACGUGAAAAGAAACGUUUACGUCGAUUACGUAAAAAGGAGCUGAGACGGAAGAUUAAGCGAGAGCAGAAAGAAAAAGAGAAAAAAGAACAAAAGAAGAAUAAGAAGGAUAAAAAUAAGAAUAUCCUUUUAGAUGAGCGGAGAAAAGAUGACGACACUGAUCUUAUUGGAGCGGAAAAUACUAAGAAUAAUGUUAAGGAAACGAAGAAUAUGAUUACUCAUGAACUGGAAGAGGAAACUGAAAACGAAAGACGUAGAAAGGAACGACGGAGAGAGCGAAAACGUCAAAAACGUAAAGAAAAGAAACGCAAACGUAAGGAAAGGGAAAGAAGGAAGGAGUUAGAGAAAUUGAAUAAACAAUCAGACUUAGAUGAUUCGGAAGAACGUGAACGGGCUGAGUUUAAGAAACCAGACUCUCAAUUGUCUGCGAAAAUGUUCGCAAUUCUGGACCAGGGUAAGGAUAGUAAACAUCAGAAAAACGGUGAUGAGCGUACAACGUGAGAUUAAAAUACUUUGUUAAAAAGAAAUACAUUUUGAUAGAUGUUUUCUUCAUGGCCAUUUGAAUAUGCGAUCUGAUAGGAAACAUUAUAUUGGACUUCCAAAUAGUUUUGUUUUUUGUUUUAGAUUUGUGUAGUGUUAAUCAAAUAAAGUGGACAAUAAGUAUGAAAAGUGUGAAACACAGGAGUGUAUUAUUUCUUCCAUUACGGAUGUGAACUUUGGGGAAACACAACAAACUCUUCGAAAGCAAUACAUGUUCAGCUCCACGGAUUUUGUGGCCAGUUUUGUUUAUGUAUAGACUGGAAAGACUUUGGGCUUUCAUUUUGACAUUCGUUACGGUUGUUUUCGAGAAACAACGAAUCCUGGAGUUUCGUUAACUUGUAGCGAUCUGUUGGAGCGAUCGUUUCACUGUUUUGUUGAGCAUGAACUAAUCGGUAUGAGUAAAAGACGGACUGAUUCUUUGACGAACUUGUCAAUUUUGAAUCACGGGUUGCCAGUUUUUACAACGGGCAUAAACGUUUUAAAAAAUAUGUACCCUAUUUAAACCUUUAGUUUCUAGUAAUAAUUUUGGAAGUUAUUAUGUUAUAUAUGUGGAAACGCUCAUGAUAUAUAUUUAUCUUUAAAGAGGUUUUGUACUGAAAAAAAAUGUCCCAAGUUCUGUAAUCUUAUUUUUAAAAUUUACGGAAACACUAUGUUUGUUAAAAAACGAAUUUCCGAAAUAACAUAUUCCAUUCAAGAUACUGGUGUACGCCAUAAGAACCCCAAAUACCUCCUUAACACUGAAUGAAAACCUUUGACCAGAAGGCAUGUACUAUACAUUUUGUAAAUUUGUUUUAUUUUCGCAAGGAAGAAUUUAUUAUGGUUACAAUUACAUUUGAACCUCGACGAAGCUUCAGAGAUAUUGUACCAUGAUUUCAAAUCUUAAAGUUAAGGUAUUUUGGUUCUAUUAACUGCAAAGAAAGCAGAAGAAGCAGUCUUUGGUUUCGAAAGGUCCUUCACAGCAAGCUUAUAUCCACGUUUCGAGUUAAUAUCAUGACUUGAUAGACAACAAUAAGUGUAUGUAAUUGCUCUUUGGUCAGUACUUGUUAAGGAAACAUGCAGUUUGUUUCACCUAUCAUGAAAUGUUGGUUUGUAUAUAGGAGUAUUGUUUGUGUUAUAGCAAAUUAUUGUUGUCAUCAAUGUACAUUAUCAUCCUAUGUGUAUGUUUCCGUGUACAAAGUUGUGAUUUUUAUAUCGUUAAUCUUUCAAAAACCUCUAGAAAUAAUGUGUGUGUUUUUUUUCUGAAGAAGAUUUGAUAAAACGGAUUUAGCGGGAAUAUUCAGGAUUUCGGAAGUAAAUGUAUUUUGUGGUUUUGUAGGUUUUUUUUAUAUCCAAAACAACCAAAAUGAUGAUACCGACAUCCGCCUUUGAGUUGAUACUCAAUUCACGAGUCCCUAUGUUUAAAGUGUGCACAAAGGCAUAUUAGCAAAAAAUGCAACCGGAAUGUUUUAAUGAACACAUAAAAUAUCCUGUUAAAAUGUCAUGGUUAUAGAUGCUGUUAAAAUGUCAUGGUUAAAAAACCAUACCAUAAAGUAUAUACAUUGUAAUUUUUACUUAAAAUCACUUUCAAACAUCGAUUCGAACUACUAAUGUCAAUUGUGUACCGUUGAAACUGUUUGAAAUUUAUCUUUUCAAUUGAGCGCGUUUAUGUCAUAUAUUUUAUUUAUGUGAUAAUGUACUUGUUCAUUAGCCACUUCAUACUUUAUACUCAUGUAAAUGAUUACCAAAUAUUUUCCAUUUAUUUAAAUCAUACAUUCUUAAGAAAAAUGCAUGGUUACAUAUUUUAGUGAUAGAUUAAGAUAUUGUGACUCUAUCAAAUCGUGAAUAUUCGAAUAAUUUCCGUAAUGCUCACGAUCUUUUCCGGCGAACAUAUUUACAAUAUAAGCCGACAUGUUCGGCUUUAUUCCGAAUGUUUCCGAUUUGCUAGGGUCGCUCUUCUUUGAAGUUAUUUGUUGAAAUAUUUUAGGUAUUACAUAUUUCACCUUUAUGUAUGUAAAAUAUCAAUAAAUCGUUGUUACCACAUAA
Mya arenaria is the source of this 4036-nucleotide messenger RNA. RefSeq lists its product as uncharacterized. The record is from RefSeq and is a predicted model, not a curated record. Lineage: Eukaryota; Metazoa; Mollusca; Bivalvia; Myida; Myidae. Gene Ontology annotation, molecular function: serine-type endopeptidase inhibitor activity. The transcript is spliced from 5 exons. Bases 791 to 1975 code for a protein of 394 amino acids.